CAGAGUGAGGGGACCGGAGGACCGGAGAGGGGGACAGCGAUGCAAACACCAGCGGGUUUAAACCUCCGUUUCCAGUGAACCUCCGGUGCAGGAAUCCCAUGCCUUACUUUAAACUGACCGGCAGUAUGGUACCAGGGGCCGCGGCGUCUUAACCAUGAGAAUUAACCACCAAAAUCUGAAGGAGCGGGUGUGAGGCGUGAGGCGUGAGCGCUCGAGUCGCCUCGGACGCACCAUGGAGCCGGACAUCGUCCGCUUGCACCCCUCCUCUCCGCCCCCGCUGGAGGACGCACCCGAGGAGGAUGAAGACGACUUCGGUGGCUUCUCAGGGGUGUCCGCCAGCGUCAGCUUCAGUGAGUUUGAGACGCCCGUCGGGUUCGGCCAGUCCCACGCCGCAGACACCUCUCCCCCGGGUCUCUUCAGCCCCGGCUCUGCAGGCCACAGGCAGGGGGCGCCAGGCAGCGGGGUGUCUGAUGAUGGCCUCCGUGACCCUGGCAGCAGCCGUGACGCCUCCGUCAGCACUGAGAAUCUGAAGCGUCUGCCUGUCCCACCUGUGGGCAGGUGGGCUGAGCACAGCCCCCAUGACUGCAACGGGGACGUCGCUGAGGUUCUGACCAAUGGGUUUGCAGAGCUGAACACAGAGGGAGACCCCUCGGGGGGACCACGGCCUGAGGGCAGGUGUGCCUGUCACUUUGACACACCUGUGGAGCGCAGCCAGGCCCCUGGCAGGGCAGAGCACACCGAGAACCGGGGCCAGAGGACACCUCUGCACUGCAAAGCAGGGUCAGCUCAGCCCAGCCUGGAGGAGAACGGCGUCACAGACUCACACAGUACAGGGUCAGCAUCUCCAGCGGGGGCCCCAGAGGGCCUGGCCAAUGGGGAGGUGUGCUGCUGCGGGGGGGAGGAGUCUGAGCACAGUGACACCGAGCCCUGCACUGCGCAGCGGGGGUCCAGCCGGGCCCACACAGACGACGCUGCUGGGGAGAGGGAGGGGGAGGCUGGGUGGGCGGGGCAGUCCGCCGUUGCCCCUGGUGCGGUCGGCGGAUCAGCCAGCGAGGACUUUGGGGAAUUCAGCACCGCAGGACCUGUCCCGUCACCAUCCUCACCAGAAUCUGCGUCACCCGCUGACCGCCCCGAGGAGGACGCGGGCGGCAGAGACCUCAGCCAGGCGCGGUCCGAGGAGCGGGACGGGUUCGCUGAUUUCGAACCCACAGACGCGGGGGAGUUUGGAGAUUUCGGAACACCGGAUCACUGUACAGGGCAGGAGGCGGAGCACAGCCAGGGGGACGUUGCGGGGUUUCCCGGCAGCGACAGUUUCGCAGACUUCUGCUCUGCCCCCGUGGGUGCAGACGCAGACGCAGAAGGAGGCUGGAAUGCAUUCGGGGAGCAGGAGGAGGGACAGGCGGGGGGGCAUUCUUGGGCCUGUUUCACAGAGGAACAAAGCAGCGUUCUGUCGGAGGAGAGCGAAGACAGGUGGAGGAGCUGCACUGCGGCCACAGCACCCCCUGCUGGCAGCCCCCAGACCUGCAGGAGGGACAGUGUGUCGGCGUCUCUGGCGGCCCGGCUGGACCGGCUCUUCCGGGUCAGUUUCCCCGAGCGGCCGGUGCCGGAGGCCCGGGGCGAGGUCCGGUCCCUGAGGGUGCUGCUAGAGCCUCCGGACGGGCAGCGGGAGGCAGGGGAGCACCAGAGCACCGGAGUCCACAGGGAGCUGCAGGCUGUGUGGAGGCAGCUGCAGGAUGUGGACGAUGCUGUCGGCCUGAGGUACCAGUGGGGUGGUUCCCAUAGCAACAAGACACUGCUCUGCUCCCUGGGUAUCGACACCAGGAACAUUCUGUUCACAGGACAGAAGAAACAGCCUGUGAUUGUGCCCAUGUAUGCUGCAAGCCUGGGAAUGCUAGAGCCCACCAAAGAACCCCUGAAGCCCAUGUCAGCUGCUGAAAAGAUAGCAUCCAUAGCACAAGGACCUCCUGGGUCUCCAGACAUGAGCACCUCACCAGACCCCAGCCAGGAGGCGCUCCCACCCGUCCAGUUUGACUGGAGCAGUAGUGGCCUUACUAACCCUCUGGAUGCUAGCGGAGGUUCCUCUCUGCUCAACCUCGAUUUCUUUGGGCCCGUGGAAGACACUAGUUGUAGCAGCGCCAGCUCAUUGCCAGGUGUGGACCUGGAGCUGUAUGAGCUGCCUGGAGCCAGACCGGAGUCCGGCAGCACCAGCAGCCCUGUCUCUGACGCCUUCGCCCGCCUCAUGUCCACAGCAGAGAGGACCAGCACCUCGGCCAGGAGACCCCGAAAAGAGGAGCACCUGAGUGAGGAGGCAUCCAAGGUGAUCGUGAGGUUGCCAGACCUGUCCUUCAUGCAGGCCAAGGUGCUGAUGUUCCCCUCCACGCUCACCCCACUGUUCAGCUCCGUCCAUGCACCUGAGUGACCCCGCCCACACCUGGCUGCCACACCCCUCCCUGCCUUCCAUUCCUCCACUCAGCUCUCUCUUCCUUCUGCUGUUUGUCCAA
This is a messenger RNA of Megalops cyprinoides (Indo-Pacific tarpon), 2501 nucleotides long. RefSeq names its product aftiphilin b (gene aftphb). The transcript is spliced from 11 exons. NCBI's taxonomy places the organism in Eukaryota, Metazoa, Chordata, Actinopteri, Elopiformes, Megalopidae. Gene Ontology annotation, cellular component: trans-Golgi network membrane; AP-1 adaptor complex. Gene Ontology annotation, molecular function: clathrin binding. The record is from RefSeq and is a predicted model, not a curated record. The coding region runs from base 233 to 2419 and encodes 728 amino acids. Gene Ontology annotation, biological process: intracellular transport.